UGAAAUAUAUAAGUUCCUUAAUUAGAUCUGAGAACUAACGCACCAUGAGUGGAAUUACCUGUGAAUUUCUACAGGACAAGCUUCAGAAGGAGCUAAAUCCUAUACACGUGGUAAGAAUACUAAAUAAUUUUUCACAUUUUUAAUUCUGUUAUUCUCGAUGAAAUAGGUGAUAAUUUCACUUCAAGGAAUUAUUUCACAUUUAGCAUUGAUCUGACUAUUGUACAGUUCAAGAUGAAUUCGAAUUGACUUCAGAAAACUUAGAAAGAAAUCACUUCAAAUAAACAUUUGAUCAUUCAAGAUUUUCUCUAAAACGAGGAAUUAUGAAGCAUUUUGAAACUCUAUACAAGGAGAUGAGUUAUGUGGUGAAUUUUGAUUCUUCGUUUACUUCAGUUAACCUCUCGUUAACUGUGGUUUAAGUCUCCGAUGGAAUUGAACUUUUUAAGCUCAUUAAAACCAACACAUGUAUUCUCUUUCAUUUUUUAUUAUACUUCUAAAUCAUUCAUUUUGAGAUGUAGUCCGGAACUCUUUGGGAAAGAUUUCUGUAUAACCUCAUACUGUUCUAACAACAGUCUUAAAGAUAGUUUUUUUUUUCAUUUUUUAAUUUGCUAUUUUAAAAGUACUGUAUUCAUGAUGAAGUAUGGGGUUAUAUGGAAAUCUUGUCCUCUUCUUUCAAUAGAAUGUGCAGUAUGAAGCUCAAUCCAAGGACGGAGAAUUUUCAUUUCAGUCUUAGCCCAGAAGUUAUCUAAAUGUAACUUCUUCUUACAAUUCCAAUAUGAUAUCUUGCAAACAGGUUAUGAGAACACAUAAGCUCAUCAGCAAGAGAAUGUUAUCUUGAUUUAAUGCAAAAUUCUCUUGUCCAAUUUACAACAAAUCUAUAGAAAUUAGAAGGGAGAAAUACUGAUUGGAUCUUGAGAGUUAAGGGUUAACCUUUCCACUCGGGAGUGAAACUCGACGACCAUGAUCUAGGUGUCAAUACCCUGCUCUGUCUGCCUUACAGUUCUUAUAUUGUAAGGAGAAAUUCAUUUUUGGUCACUCCAAGGGGUGUAGUGGUUCAAGAUAUAUUUUUAUUUUGAUCAGCAUGGAACUGAAAAAAAAAUCAAGAUUCACUUUAAAUCCAAUUUUAUGACCAUUAUUAUUAAACAUAUUUUACUUUUUUGAAAAUAUAGGAAGUAGUUGACCUGUCAGAUGGGUGUGGAGGAAAGUUCUCAAUACUUAUUGUAUCUGACAAGUUUGAAGGGAAGCCUCUUCUAGCCCAGCAUCGAAUAGUGAAUAAUUGCUUAGCAGAGGAAUUGAAGACUAUUCACGCACUGACCCUGAAAACAAUGAAACCAGCACAGUGGGAAAAACAGAAGGAAACUUAA
Molecule: messenger RNA, 1361 nt
Organism: Pocillopora meandrina
Lineage: Eukaryota; Metazoa; Cnidaria; Anthozoa; Scleractinia; Pocilloporidae
Source: the annotation of a GenBank genome assembly